Ornithodoros turicata is the source of this 1903-nucleotide messenger RNA. RefSeq names its product erythroferrone-like. Lineage: Eukaryota; Metazoa; Arthropoda; Arachnida; Ixodida; Argasidae. The coding region runs from base 839 to 1903 and encodes 354 amino acids. The record is from RefSeq and is a predicted model, not a curated record. The transcript is spliced from 9 exons. Gene Ontology annotation, molecular function: hormone activity.
UUAAUUCUAGGUUUUGUGAGAAGUGGUUUGCUUAGGCUAGGUUAGGUCCGCUUAUAAUGAACACGGUUAUUUCCUACGGGGACCGAUCAGUUAAUAAUGCCCCCUCCCAAAAGAUGGCAACACUCAAUAGAAAAAAGAAACUGCAGGCAUCCGUCACAAUUCGGGUGACAAUACGCAGUCAUCUCCUUCGACGUUCUUCCUUGACCUCGCAAGAGAGAGACGCACUUGUCAUUUCCAUUGACCAGCCAAUUGAGGGAAGUUUUCCCCAAACAGCCACUCCGUCGAGCCCCGACUUCAUAUCCGUUCGCCGAUAGUGAGAACAUCGCGACGAUUUCGUCUUAUCAUGAAUUGUGCAGCCAACGACACAGCUCGUUUUCGGAAAGCCACGCCGGUUGCCGGUGUCACCAGCGUUGUCCUGGUCGCCUUAUAACCCUCCGGCCUCUACUCUCCCAGCGCCAGUGAAGACCUGCACUGCGUCGCUUCCACGGCAAGCGUACUCGUUUGACGGAACAGUGUUCGGAGUCUUCUGCCGCUGGAAAGCUACGUACAUUACAUCGCUCCUGGUGCAUGUUCCAGAACUGCGUUCGACAAACCUUAUGGCGACGACUGCGGCGUCUUGCGGUCGUUGAGUGUCAAGGUACCGGGCAUCAACGUUCCAAGUGUGAACAGUCGUGACGUCCGUGUGUGUGUGUGUGUGUCUUCGAUCGCCUUGACUUCUACUAGAAGCUCCCCUGCGUCUCCAACCACGACGCUCUCUGCUUCGCCCCCCUGCGGGGUGGUUACGGUACAGAAGCCCGAAUCAGCUGAAGACAAGAGGAAGGACCGCUGCGGGGUCGCGAUGGUGACAUCGGCCGUGGUGGUCUUCGGUGUGGCAUGUGCGGUCGUGUUUGCGACAGUUGUCUUGUGCGAUCCGUCGCGUCGAAGCACGACCCCUGAAGUUCCGCAGAAAUUGCGUACAGAGAAAACGCCGCGGAAGCUCGGCGCUGAAGUUCGAGCCGUCACGGCCAGGCGUACGGGACUCAGAGCUACGGGAUCAUCGUCUCAGAGAUCGGUCUCCGAAAGGCCAAUGGUCCUUGACCCUCGUCAAACGUGGCAGGCCUUCCUGCGGCAUUCGGAGAGGACCCAAAGCCGCAGGCCGAAGAAAAAAGUGAAGAGCUCUCUUCUUCGAAUGCAAGGACCGCAGGGCCCACCAGGCCCAAGGGGACCGAGAGGACCAGCAGGAGCCAACAUAACGCGAGAAGAGAUGUUCAGAGAGUUCAGGGAGCUACUACGACAGGCCGUUGAAGCCAGGAUCGAGCUCCUUGCAGAAGCUCAGUGCAAGUCAUCGGGCAACUGUUCGGCGCUCUCCAGCAACUUGAACUCAACCGACAUUUUGCAAAGCUUACCCUGGGUGCCGCAACUUUUCGAAGUGAACCACAUCGAGCCCAGGACACGGGUGUCAUUCUUCUGGGAACUUUCUCAGGACGUGCGCGUCAAGCGAGGCAAGGAAAUCAAACUACGACCUUUCCACAGGCCAUUCGCCGACGGCAGCAUGGAACGGGGCAGCGACGGCUUCAACGCCAGUGAUGGGAUCUUCCGCGCUCCCACAACGGGGCUUUACGUGUUUUUCGGCAGCAUAUUUCUACGCCGUGUACAGUCAUCUCGAGUUGUGCGCAAAGAGCUCGACCAGCCACCGGACCACAUAUCUGCCGUCGUCUGCGUGGACGAUCCAUGCUACAAGCAUCUGUCGUUACGUACCACAACAAGCUUAACUGACUCUCAAGACAUGAUGACGCUUCAUGUCAAUGGACCACUCAUGCUUAAGGCAGGACAAGAAGUGACCCUGUGGAUCUGGAACAGAAGUCGCUUUGGCAUCACUGUUGAGCAAGGAUCGCAACUCAGUGGCUUUCUAGCCGGAUUGUGA